AAUCAAAAAUUAAAACAAACUGUUUAGUAAACACUAAUUUCAUAAUAAAAUAGAUUAUAAUGGUAGAUUUCUUAGCAGAAAAUAAUGUUUGUGGCCAAAACAUUCUUCAAUUGGUGUCGAGAGGUAACGCAAUUAUAGCAGAAAUUUUAAGAUUAAAAGAUUACAUUCCUAAUUUGUUUCGGUUACAAAGCAAACAAGAUGCCCAAAAGUAUGGGGAAAUAAUCUUGGAUUUUGGUUAUUUUAAAAUUGCUGAAGCGCAAGAAUAUAAAAUUGAAAAUAAUGAUGCGCUCCAAGAUUUGGAUGGUGAAUUUCGCGACAACCACAUCCAAAUCAUACAAAGAUUUUAUUUGGUUUUUAAAAGUAUUCAUACCUACGUUACUGAUUUAAUACAUUAUAUCGACGAAUUAAAUGAUGGGAUGUAUCUACAUCAAUCGUUGGAGAGUGUUUUUAGUGAUGUUGAAGGUCGUCAAUUAAUGUGCGAAGCUCUUUAUUUAUAUGGUACCAUGUUACUAAUAGUUGAUGCCCAUAUUGAAGGAAUUAUAAGAGAAAGACUGUUAGUAUCUUAUUAUCGCUAUACACCUCAACAAAGUGAUACACAAAGUUGUAUAGAUGAAGUAUGUAAACUUUUACGAGAUACGGGUUUAACAACUAAAAAACCUAAUAACUAUCCUGAAGAUUAUUUUCGUCGAAUAACUUUACCAUCGUCUUACGUUGAUAUAGUGAUUGGGCGUUUACGUUCAGAUGAUAUUUAUAACCAAUUAACAGUUUAUCAACGUACAAAACAUCGAAGUACGGCUUUAUCAUCACAAGCUGCAAUGUUAUACAUCUGUUUAUUUUUUUCAACAAACAUUUUACACAAUCAAACUGCGAUAAUGCGCGAAAUCGUUGAUAAAUAUUUCCCGGAUAAUUGGGUUAUUUCAAUUUACAUGGGAUUUACUUGCAAUUUAAUAGAAUCCUGGGAAUCUUUUAAAGCAGCAAGAACCGCUUUAAAUAACACUUUAGAAGUAUCAAACGUAAAAUUUUUAUCCGACUUACACAACAGAAAAAUUCAGGAAUUAUACGCUUUAACAUCGAAGUAUUUGCAAGAAGGAAUUAUAACAAGAGAUAAUUUACUAUCGAUUAUUAACAAUAUAAUUAAUUUAUUAAAAGAUUGUAACGUAGUUGUACGCUGGUUAGUUUUACACACAUCGAGCGUGGAUGAAAAGAAUAAAAAAAGCAAACAAAUUCGUGAUAUGGUCAUCACCGAAUCGAAGUGUGAAAAUAAUCAUAUUUUUAAAUUAUUAUUACACACCGCCCAAUUAGAGUUAAUAACACGGGAUAUAUUCAAAAAUUUAUUAAGCGAAAAAGAACAAAAUUGGGAAGACCUAAAAAAAGAAAGUUACAACAGCUUAAUCGAACUCUCAGAAGUUUUUGGUGGCACCAAACCUUUAACCAGAGUUGAAAAAAAUCCCAGCCUAAACAAAUGGUUUUUAGAAAUAGCAAAACAAGUCGAAUCUUUAAUCCAAUCUGAUAAUGCAUCAGCAAGGAAACUAAUUCAACUUAUUCAAGCUUUAGAAGAAGUGCAAGAAUAUCACCAACUUGAUGCUCACAUGCAAAUCGUUCAAUUUUUAUCAGAAACGCGUAAAUAUUUAAAUCAAAUGAUCGGCAACAUGAAUAUAAAAGAAGAUAUUUUAAUUACAAUGCAAAUAAUCGGGGAUAUAAGCUAUGCAUGGGAAUUAAUCGAUUCAUACACCCCAAUCAUGCAAUCGGGCAUUAAACGCGAUCCUAAUUUAGUAAUUCAAUUAAGAGCUGUUUUUUUAAAACUAGCCUCGGCGUUAGAAAUCCCGUUAUUACGUAUUAAUCAAGCUCACAGUGAAGAUUUCGUUUCCGUUUCUCAGUAUUUUAGCGGAGAACUUGAAAUAUAUAUGCGCAAAGUGCUUCAAAUUAUUCCAAGGAUGAUGUUUGAAAAAUUAGCGAAAAUCAUUGAGAUGCAAACGAAUGUUUUAAAAGAAUUACCAACUAAACUCGAUAAAGAUAAAAUUAGGGAAUAUGCUCAAUUAAAAGAACGCUUUGAAUACGCUAAAUUAACACAUUCAAUUUCAUUAUUUAGUAUGGGAAUGCGAAUGAUGAAAAGUACUUUAGUUGGUGUGAUUUGUUUGGAUCCAAAAAAUUUAUUAGACGAUGGCAUUCGCAAAGAACUUGUUCAACACAUUUCAAAAGCGCUUCACAAGGAAUUGGUGUUUUCCCCAAAAGGAAAACAUGAAGAUUUUUUGAGUAAAUUAAAAACGUUAGCCGCUAUUAUGGACGGUUAUAAACGCUCGUUUGAAUACAUCCAGGAUUAUGUAAGCAUAAAUGGUUUAAAAACUUGGCAAGAAGAAGUUACACGCAUAAUUAAUUACAACGUCGAGCAAGAAUGUAACGGAUUUUUACGAAAUAAAGUCCAUGCAUGGGAGAGCGUGUAUCAAAGUCGAAUAAUUCCUAUACCAAGUUAUUCCCCGAUUGAUAAUGUUAGCGAAAAUUUUAUUGGCCGAUUAGCAAGAGAAAUUAUUCGUCUAACAGAUACAAAAACUACUUCAUAUAUUGAACAAACCGCGACAUGGUAUGAUGUAAAAACUAGGAAAAUUAUCGUUAAUAAACAGACGAUUAAUUUAAUUAUGUCAGCUAUUGAAGUUACCGGUUUAGUUGGUUUAGAUCGUUUAUUUUCAUUUAUGAUAACCACAAAUCUCCAAAAAGUAAUAACAAUACUUGAGAAUAAAGACAAUAAAAAUGUAACCUGGACGAAUGUUAUGUCUGCAAUUAACGGUGAAUUAAAAACGAUCGAAACCAACGCAAACAUUUCGAAAUAUUAUCAAAAUUGUAUUAAUCGCACCACGAAGUUAUUCGUUAAUUUCUUAGAGUUGGUGUUAAAUAUUGGACAAUUACAAUUAUUAAGGAAUUUAAUUAAUUUUCAUUUAAAUACAACGUGUAAGUUUAAUUCGAAAAAUUUAGAAGCUUCUUUGAGUGCGUUAAAUAAGGCUCUUCUAAGUGAUAUUCUUAAUCAUUCAGAACCAACUCCACCAGAAGACACCCUUUUUAAAUUAUCUCAAUAUUUUGAUUACACCGGAAUGAAUAAUCCAUGUAAUAAAAUUUAUGUUACUGUUAAAACUAAGGAAGCCUAUGCUUCCAUUUUAUUUAUGUUUGUUGUUGCUCAUUUACAAAAAUUGUAUUUCUUUGUAUCAGGCGGGAAUAUAAAACGUACGAUAGAUCAAUAUGAUGGCCCCCCUUUAAUUUUUGGAUUGCACACAGUUAUUAAACAAUUUAAUACGAAUUUAAACGAUUUAUUUAUACAAUAUUUAUGUAAAUAUGUUAUUCAAUUAUCAAAGCAAUCAAGUUUAAAAUCAAUGGAUGUUAAUCAAGAUGCAUUUUUAGCAUUAAAAUUUUUAGAUUCUUAUGCAACCUUAUCAAAAACAUCAAAAGAAUAUUUAAGGAACCAUGUACCAGAUGAAUUAUUUUAUUUAUAUCAAUCAAUAUGUACUGUAAAUGCAUAAAUUGAUUACUUUUUAUUAUAUUUAUUUUAUAUACAAAUUAUAAUUAAAUGUUUACACAAAUUAUUUAUA
This is a messenger RNA of Onthophagus taurus, 3575 nucleotides long. RefSeq names its product WASH complex subunit strump (gene Strump). Gene Ontology annotation, cellular component: endosome; WASH complex. The record is from RefSeq and is a predicted model, not a curated record. Lineage: Eukaryota; Metazoa; Arthropoda; Insecta; Coleoptera; Scarabaeidae. Gene Ontology annotation, biological process: regulation of actin nucleation; endosome organization; actin filament polymerization.